Molecule: messenger RNA, 6663 nt
Organism: Megalops cyprinoides (Indo-Pacific tarpon)
Lineage: Eukaryota; Metazoa; Chordata; Actinopteri; Elopiformes; Megalopidae
Gene: adcy9a
Product: adenylate cyclase 9
Exons: 9
Coding region: 74-4276 (1400 amino acids)
Biological process (GO): cyclic nucleotide biosynthetic process; adenylate cyclase-activating G protein-coupled receptor signaling pathway; intracellular signal transduction
Molecular function (GO): adenylate cyclase activity
Source: RefSeq, a predicted model, not a curated record
GGAAAAGCCUCCUGGCUCUUUGUGGCUAAAAGCUAGCUGUCAGGUGUUAACAUUUUUCCACGUCGCGUUUAACAUGGCCUCGCCGCAACACCAGCAACAGCCGCUCCUGCACAACACGGAGGUGAGCUGCGACCCCAGCGGGGAUGGCGCGGUGUCGGUGCGGGUCAACAACAGCGGCAACCCGAAUAAGCUCGGCCCCACGGCCCUCGGCGGGGGAGGCACCGGGGGCGGCGCGAAGCGCUGCAAGUACAGCAUUUCCUCCAGCUGCAGCUCGGGGGAGUCGGCCGUGCGGCGGACGGCGGCGGCGAGCGUGCGCGGCCCGCGGAAAGUGCCGCAGCUGUUCGAGCGGUCGGCGGCGCAGUGGUGGGACCCGCGCUUCGACUCGCCGGUCCUGGAGGAGGCGUGCCGGGAGCGCUGCUUCCCGCAGAAGCGGCGCCGCUUCCGCUACGUGCUCUUCUACCUGGCCGCGGCGGGCCUCACCUGGGGCGCGUACUUCGCCGCCAACGGGGCCAGGUGCGAGCACGCCGCCUUCCUCACUCCCACCGCCGCCUUCCUCCUCCUCUGCCUCCUCCUCUUCCUCUUCACCUUCACCCGACUCUACCGCCGCCUCUACGGCCAGGCCUCCCUCCUGCUGGUCGUGGCGGCCUUCGCGCUCACGCUGGCGCUGCAGACCCAGACGGCGGGCUUCGGUGACCCGGGAGGGGGGCCCAACCUCACCCUGGGGGGCCACCCCGCCGCUGGGGGAAGCCCCCCCUGCAUCUCCUCGGUGGGCACCUUCUCCCUCUGCAUGGAGGUGCUGCUGCUGCUCUAUAGCGUCCUCCACAUCCGCCUCUACGCCUCCGUCCUCCUCGGGCUGCUCUACUCCGUGCUGUUCGAGGCACUGGGGUGCCUGUCUCUGCGGCAGGGGGCCGGCGUCGGCGGGGGGCCCCCCGCGGGGGACCUGGGCUGGCUGGUGCCGGCCAAGGCCCUGCUGCACCUGUGCGCCCACGCCAUCGGCGUGCACCUGUUCAUCAUGUCGGAGGUGCGGUCCCGCAGCACCUUCCUGAAGGUGGGCCAGGCCAUCAUGCACGGCAAGGACCUGGAGGUGGAGAAGGCGCUGAAGGAGCGCAUGAUCCACUCGGUCAUGCCCCGGCCGGUGGCGGACGAGCUGAUGAAGCAGGGCGACGAGGAAGGGGGCGAGGGGGGCGUCAGCCCGGGCGGCGCCGCCUCCUCUUCCUCCCCCUCCUCCUCCUCCUCCAGCCCCAAGGGCCACAAGCGGAAGAAGACGUCCAUCCCGCGGGGCCAGAUCAUCUUCCGGCCCUUCAACAUGAAGCGCAUGGAGCCCGUCAGCAUCCUGUUCGCAGACAUCGUGGGCUUCACCCGCAUGAGCGCCGACAAGUCGGCCCACGCCCUGGUGGGGCUGCUCAACGACCUGUUCGGCCGCUUCGACCGCCUGUGCGAGCUGACGCGCUGUGAGAAGAUCAGCACGCUGGGCGACUGCUACUACUGCGUGGCGGGCUGCCCGGAGCCCCGCCCCGACCACGCCUACUGCUGCGUGGAGAUGGGGCUGGGCAUGAUCCAGGCCAUCGAGCGCUUCUGCGGCGAGACGGGCGAGACGGUGGACAUGCGCGUGGGCGUGCACACGGGCACCGUGCUCUGUGGAAUCCUCGGCAUGCGCCGCUUCAAGUUCGACGUCUGGUCCAACGACGUCAACCUGGCCAACCUCAUGGAGCAGCUGGGCGUGGCCGGCAAGGUGCACCUGUCCGAGGCCACCGCCGGCUUCCUGGACGACCGCUACCAGCGGGAGGACGGCCGCGUGGCCGAGCGGGUCGGGCCCGGCGUGGUGGCUGAGCAGCUCAAAGGGCUGAGGACCUACCUGAUCUCAGGCCGGAAGGUGGAUCAGUCCCAGUGCAGCUGCUCUCAGACGGCUCUGGCUGGGCGGGACCCUGAGGAGGCACAGAGGCCCGUGAAGCACCCCCACACUCCCGACGACACCCCGAUCCUCGCCUCCGAGAACCCCUGCCACAGGCAGCCCGACAACGCCAAGUCUCCCUGCCUCUCCUGCAGUGUGCUGGUGCAGGUGGAGGAUCAGACAGUGGAGGAGGGAGCGGUGCAAAAUGGCUGUCAGGACGAGCACAAGACCAACAGCAGCAAGCAGCUGGCCCAGGGGCGGAGUCCCAAAGCGGCCAACGGGCUCCUCGGCCCCCCUCCGGAGGAGCCGGUGAGCAACAGCCAGACGUCGCUGUGCGAGAUGCUGCAGAAGGACAAGGUCUGGGGCGGGGGCGGCGCCAUGGACCACUCCGCCCUCAUCCCCCUGCGCUCCAAGAGCUUCCGCCAGAGGAGCGACGCCCACUUCGUGGACGUCAUUAAGGAGGACAGUCUCAUGAAGGAUUACUUCUUCAAGCCCCCCAUCAAUAAGAUCAGCCUCAACUUCCUGGAGAAGAGCCUGGAGUCGGCCUACAGGAACAGCUACCAGGAGGAGGUGGAGACGCAGGCGGCGGUGCAGACCUUCGCCAGCCCUACCUUCAGCAGCUUCCUGGACGUGCUGCUGUCCUGCGCCGUGUUCCUGGCGCUGACGCUGGCCUGCUUCCUGCGGCCGUGGCUGAGGGGCGGCACGCCCCCCCCGCCCGCCAUCGCCCUCGCUGCCGUGGCCGCCGUGCUGGAGGCCGUCUCGCUGGUGACGGCUGUCCGCAUGGCCUUCUACCUGGGCAGUGUGCAGGGCUGCACCCAGAUGCUUCUCAGAGUCAUAUCUGGCUGGGUCCCUCGUCACCUCUUUGGAGCGGUGCUGGUGUCCCUGCCGGCUGUGUCCGUCUUCACACAUGUCACCUGCAACCCCCGCCUGCCCAUACAGGUCACCAUGUUCAUCUGCUGUGCCACCAUCAUCGCCCUCAUCCAGUACUGCAACUUCUGCCAGCUCAGCUCCUGGAUGCGCUCCAUCCUGGCCACGGCCGCAGGGGUCUCGCUGCUCGGCCUGCUCUACAGCCCCCUCUGUAGGGAUAAGUCUGGCAACCUGAUGAACACCAGCGAUGAGUUGGUUUUGACACUGGCACCGAGACCGGGCCUGGACCUGGACCCGCACGCCCAGCUGGGUCCGGAGGCUGCCCUGGCCUUCUUCCUGGCGCUGCUGCUGGUCUGGUUCCUGAACCGCGAGCUGGAGGUGAGCUACCGACUCCAUUACCACGGCAACGUGGAGGCGGACAGGCACCGCAUCAAGAUCCAGAACAUGCGGGACCAGGCGGACUGGCUUCUGCGCAACAUCAUCCCCAUCCACGUGGCCGAGCAGCUGAAGGUGACGCAGAGCUACUCCAAGAACCACGACAACGCCGGCGUCAUCUUCGCCAGCAUCGUCAACUUCAGCGAGUUCUACGAGGAGAGCUACGAGGGCGGCAAGGAGUGCUACCGCGUGCUCAACGAGCUGAUUGGCGACUUCGACGAGCUGCUGCGCCAGCCGGCCUUCGCCAGCGUGGAGAAGAUCAAGACCAUCGGCGCCACCUACAUGGCGGCGUCGGGGCUGAAGCCGCAGCAGUGCGGCGAGGCGGGCCGGCCUCACGGCCACCUGAGCGCGCUCUUCGACUUCGCCCUGAAGAUGAUGCACGUGGUGGACGAGUUCAACAAGAACAUGCUGGGCUUCCAGUUCAAGCUGCGCAUCGGCUUCAACCACGGCCCGCUGACGGCCGGCGUCAUCGGCACCACCAAGCUGCUGUACGAUAUCUGGGGCGACACGGUGAACAUCGCCAGCCGCAUGGACUCCACCGGCGUGGAGUGCCGCGUGCAGGUGAGCGAGGAGAGCCACCGCGCCCUCGCCGACGUGGGCUACGACUUCGAGUACCGCGGCACCGUCAACGUCAAGGGCAAGGGCCAGAUGCGGACCUUCCUGUACCCCAGGAGCGCCGGCGGCGUGCCCCCACCACGGGAUCGGCUCGCCCCGCUGCCCCCCUCUGCUGCCGACGGGACCGGGGGCUCCCCCGGCGGCCCGCCCAACGCAUGCUCUGGCCCCGGGGCCCCUGGAAAUGCCACAGAGGCUCCUGGGAGAGGCAGAGACUGUCUGAGCGCCUCUGUUGGUCCGGGGCCCACCCCUGCGCCGGCCCCCGUUCUGGCCCCCUGCCCGGGUGCGGCGCAACCUACCUCCAAGGCUGGUGCCUCCUCCACCUCGACCGCCCCUGCUCGGCCAGGGACCCCCAUGUCAGGGCAGAGGGAGGAGCAGGAGCAGGAGGAGGAAGAGGAGGAGGAGGAGGAGGCCUCCGAGCUGACCAAACUCAGAGCAGAGGAGGGGCUACGAUACACCCCUCAGACCUAGCUCUUCUCACAGCCUUGCACUCCAGCGGAAGUGGGUGUGUUCGUUUCCUCUGCGUGUGUGUGCAUGCAAGGGCGCGGGGUUGGGGGUUGGGUACUUCAGAAACCCCCAAAACCCACAAAAACACACACGCACACACGCAUACACAUUUAAUGAAGCACAUACCCAGAGUCUGCCACAAACCAGUCGGUGGGCGGAGAUUCACUGUCACCGUGGCUCACUCUUUAACUAGGGGGCGGGGCCAGAAGGGGGAGGAGCCACGGCACAUGGGUUUGAAUUCAGGGGGCGGGGCUCAGGACUGAAGCACUCUUUGUUUUUAUUGUUUUGGGCUUUCUUUGUAUGUCUUUUUUUUUUCUUACUUUUGAUUAAGUGCCUUCAGGACAAAUUUGGAAAAAAAAAGAUGAAUGAGAAGAAGAAUCCUCCAUAAAACACUGAGAUUAAACAAGAGACUGAAAUAGAACAGAACAAAAGCGUUGAAACAUAACAAUCAUAGCAUGGCUUUUAAAAAAAAGUAGACAACGGAUAAUGCUGUGUUUCUCAUAGGGUUUUUUUUGGCUAACGUGUCAUAACUACCAUUGUUGUUUUCUUUAUAUCAGUUUUUUAAAUGAAAGCAAUCCUGUCUCGUGGAAUCGAGCGUGUGGAGCUGAGGCAGCAGCAUGCCAGGGGAGAAUAAAGGGAAUUGUGGGUAAAGAGGGAAUGGCAGUGAGGAAAUGGAAGCUCUCCGAUGACGGCCUGUGUGUAACACAGACUGGGUUGAAGGAGGGAGGGCAGUUCACCCUCCCCUGACGUUGGGAGAGACCAAUCACUGCACUACUUUCAUUGAAGUCAGUAGUCAAAUUUAAGUCAACAACAUCAUAGGCUAAAUACAAAGCACAGAUUACGCACAACUUUAUACAGGUUUUUCUUUUUUUUUUAGAGCAAAAAAAAACUAAUACUGCAAAGGGAACAGGGUUGCUACAGCCUCGGUCUGUUUGAGUGGAUGCGCUAAGACCAGCAGUGGGCAACUCCUGCACUUCAUAGACAGGUACAGUCAGCACUAAUAAGCUCUGCAGGUAACUGCCAGUCUGUGCUAGGGGCAAAACAAAACAAAAAAAAAGCAAACCUACAAUUGGAGAAUAGACUGUUUUCAAUAUGAUGAUUAUUAUUAUUAGGCACAGUUAAAACUCUGAGUUGGAGUUACCUAAAGUGGACUUUUGCCUGUUGUCUUACAGCAGUGUAGUGGAGCCUCGGACUCGCACAGGUCUCACACAGGUCUCACUGCGGUUGCACGCAAGUCUCCUUCAGGUCUCACAGUGGUCUCAUCCAGGUCUUGGGGAGUCCAAGGGAAGUUGUUGGGUCCCCUUUGCAUUUAACAGAUGCAGGAAACUUUAAAAUAAACUGAUAAGGGAAUAGAGUGCAGAAAAUGGAAUAUAUUAAAGAUGGUGCUAAAGACGGAUGAUUUUUGAUACAGACCAUUUUUGUUUUUUUUGUUUUUUUUAAAUGAUGACAAGACAUUGCACAAAACCCUUACUGUCUGAACCAAGACAAGUGUAAUUUUGGAUUACCAGCCUGUGAUCAGAUCAAGUGUGUAAAGUGUACACGGUCCACUUGUUUUCAGAGCUGAAACAACAGUUCCUAAACAGAAUUCAGUUAAACACGUCUGCUUGCAGCACACAAGCCUCAGGCCUGAUACCCAGCACUUUACAAAGUGUGAGAGGGGCUUUGAGAGUUACCUUGUCGGUGGGGAAAUCAUGUCUGUUUACUGAGUGGUUUGGACCGGUCAGUGUGUUGCUACGGAGAGUCAUGAUUGGUUCAAAUCAGUGAUUGAAAGCAAUUCUCAGCUCCAUCCUUUAUGUGGUUCCUGAUUUAUUUUCCCAUUAGAUGGCGGUCAUUUGAUUAUCAGGGCCUGUAUGUAAAACAGAAAACAGUCAGGUUUUUAAAUGAAAGUCACAUGCUAACAUUGUUAUUUACUGUUAAAUACAAUUUGGUCAACUCCUGAGAAAAGUGGUAUACUAUCAUCCAAAGUGGAAAUCUUACUACCUGUUUAUUACCUGUCUGAAAAAUAAGGCAUGCUGAUUAACAUGUUUAUUAAAUGUUUUCUAACAGUAUAACCAGGCCCUUAAAAUGAAGUGAAUAAGUCCCUGUAACCUAACUAGCCUCAAGAAUGAUUGAAUGAUGGAUGGGGGUGGGAGGGGGUAAAGUCCAAUCACAGCUCCUGUUUGAGUUUUAGGGGGGUUCUGCUGUAUUGGUGUACUUAAUCAUGUGCCACUUUCAUUGAGUUAAUAUCUGGGUGCAAUGCUACCCUUUUUUGUAGUCAUUUUUGAUAGCUUUCUUAUGGCUUAAUAUGUAUGAUACAUUGUAUUUUUGAUUUUUCUUCUGCAUGCGUGAGUGCGUGCAUGUGUGCGUGUGUG